CUCACAGACGUGAGGGUAGAAGAAGAAGCUGUUCAUUCCCACGACUUUGACGUUUAGCAGCGGCCGGCUUGACCUUCCUACCAUAGCGUGACAAACUGAAGAUGUCUGGACGUGUGUUUGCAAACUGGUGGGCCAGGGUGAGCCCCUACUACACUAAGGCGUACCAAGAGGUGUGGGUCGGUUUGGGCAUUGUGACUUUCGCCUACUACAAACUUUCUUAUGGGGGCAAGAAGGCUGUAAAGGACAAGCCCGCCCACUGAGUUUUCCACUUUGCUGACCACCGCUGCACCCGCUGUGAAAUAAUGCCCCAGUCGUUUGUCCUCAAGACCAGAUUCUUUAUUUGAGUUUUUGUUAAUAUGGAACAAAUAAAGUUGUUAUCCAAAACCA
This is a messenger RNA of Solea senegalensis (Senegalese sole), 387 nucleotides long. RefSeq names its product ATP synthase membrane subunit j (gene atp5mj). The transcript has 4 exons. The record is from RefSeq and is a predicted model, not a curated record. Bases 102 to 260 code for a protein of 52 amino acids. Gene Ontology annotation, cellular component: mitochondrion. NCBI's taxonomy places the organism in Eukaryota, Metazoa, Chordata, Actinopteri, Pleuronectiformes, Soleidae.